This is a messenger RNA of Centruroides sculpturatus (bark scorpion), 1775 nucleotides long. RefSeq lists its product as uncharacterized. The record is from RefSeq and is a predicted model, not a curated record. The transcript has 2 exons. The coding region runs from base 657 to 1772 and encodes 371 amino acids. NCBI's taxonomy places the organism in Eukaryota, Metazoa, Arthropoda, Arachnida, Scorpiones, Buthidae.
GUACUUUAGAAAAUGUUUACAUUGGUACUGGUGUGAAACAUUCUGGAAUCCCUUAUUCUCCUCAAUUACCACCAUUUCCAAAAGACCAAUACUCUUCUCAGGAAACUAUAGAGCAUUUAGAUCCUUCACCUGGUGAUGAUGAAGAAUAUCAGAAAGUACUUGAAAUCCUGAAAUUAAGAGAAGAAAGAAGGGCUCAAAUAAAAGAAGAAAGACUUCUUAAAAUAGAAGAAAUCAAAGAAAAAGGGAAAAAACAGCAUGAUGAUGUAGAACAUGAAUUUGAGGCUGAAGAUAGUGAAUUAUUAGAGGAAAUAGAUAUCCAAAAUGAAGAAACAGUGGACAUAAUUAAGAGUGAUAAUAAAGAAGAUAUUUCAUCACUUAAAUCUAAAAGAAUUUCUUCUGUUUCCAAAAGCUCUAACAAAGUAUUAGAAAAUGGUACCAAACAUGAAUCCAGAAAAAUUGCAGAAUCUCAGAAACAAAUACUGAAACAGGUGAAAUCUGAAAAAUAUAAUACAGAAGAACACAGAAAAGAAUCUAAGAAAACUACAACUAUUCCAGUUCUUGAGAAACAAAGAUCAUUUAUCAUAUCUAAAUCUGAAACUUCAAAACCUAUAGAAUUAUUAAAAGAAGAAUCUUUGAAGCAGGAGCAAUCACAGUCUAUGUUAAUUUCUAAUGAAGAAACUGAAGCUGUCAACUUUUCAAACAGAAGAAACCUUCAUUCAGUUAUUUCCAUUCCUUCAGAAAAAAAUAUUUCUGGAUCAGAUUCAAAAGUUGAAACUGAUAAAAUCAUACAUUCAACUCUUAAAGAUUCAUCAUCAUCAGUUCCUGAAAAACAGAUGUCUAAAGUAGAGCCAGUAAUUGAAAUACAGACAUUGAAAUCUCCAUCUUUUCCAGCACAGAUUCUAGAUUUAAAAUCACAAGCAUUUGAAAAAAACAUUCAGCUAUCCUGUACAGAGACUUCAGAAUCUCCAAAAUAUACUCCUGAGUCAAAAGAAUCUGAAAAAAUAAUUCAGUCACCUCACUUGGAAACUUCAGAAUCUCCAAAACAUAUUCUUGAUUCAAAAAAGUCUGAAAAAAGAAUUUCUUCAAUUUUUAUAGAAUCAAUUCCAUCUCAAAAAUAUUUAUCUGAAAAAGAGAUCUCUCUUUCAAAAGUAAAAGCUAAUAGUUUAAAAUUGUCAUCCCAUAAAUCUUUAGAGUUACCGUCUGAUAAUGAAUCUACAUUAUUUAUUGACAAAUCAUCAGCAGAAAACUUAAAUAUCCCAUCUCAAGUUAAGCAAUUAGAUGUGAUACAAGAUUAUGAAACCACUUCAGAAAUAUCAGUAAAUCCAGAUUCUAAUCUUCAAGUAUUAAAAUCUGUUUCUGGCAAGCAAAGUUUUAUUUCUGAGAUGGAAAAAGAACCAAACACGUUUAAAUCAUUUUCAGAUAUUAAAGAAGUUUCUCACUUAUCUUCUAAAGAUUUUAAAACAAUUACUUCUGAAACAGAACUGAAUGAAGACAAAAUAAUUGCUGAAAUUUCUCACGAAAAGAAUACAGAAAUUCUUUCAGAAUAUACUGAUUUCUCUAAAGUUUCAUCAACUCCUAAAGCAUCAAAACUCCUUUCUUUUAAAUCAGCCGAUACAAAUUUUCAGAAAAAAUCUCCCAGUAAAAUUUCCAUGGAUAUAAAAAUAUCUAAAAUGAUAACCGAGAAGUCAAAUAAAUUAGCUGAGUUACUUUCAGAUUACGAACUGAAAGAGGAAAGACAGAAAAAUAAAAGAAAAAAACAAGAGAAAAAAUAAUUU